Phanerochaete carnosa HHB-10118-sp is the source of this 2306-nucleotide messenger RNA. RefSeq lists its product as uncharacterized. Bases 261 to 2147 code for a protein of 628 amino acids. Gene Ontology annotation, biological process: protein import into nucleus; positive regulation of DNA-templated transcription; mRNA export from nucleus. NCBI's taxonomy places the organism in Eukaryota, Fungi, Basidiomycota, Agaricomycetes, Polyporales, Phanerochaetaceae. Gene Ontology annotation, cellular component: nuclear pore outer ring. The record is from RefSeq and is a predicted model, not a curated record. Gene Ontology annotation, molecular function: structural constituent of nuclear pore. The transcript has 11 exons.
ACACCUCCGCUGUUUGAAAAGGGUAGCGCAGAAGGCUUCAAAACUUCAGGUAGGACACUGAAACUUACCUUCUCGCCACGAGACGACUCGGUCGCGAUAUUCCCAACGAGCAAUAGCCAACUCUAUUGAAAACGACGCAUCCCAAACAUCAGCCUAUUUACUUUGCCUUAGACCAGAAUCCACCACUUUCGGAGCGCAGGACUUUUAUCUCUGAUGUUUCCAUCAUCUUUGCUGCUAUACAAAAUCUAAUCAGGCAAAAGAUGCUAGGAAAACUUGGAAGGGAGGAGGAGGAGUUCUUGCAAAAGCUUCGCAAGCUAGCGAUAGACUAUGAUAACUUCUGUAGAGAGUGCUGGGCUUUUUGUUCUCGCGAACCCUCGCAAAGUGAACCCUUCCAAUACGAUGCUGACCACUACCGAAAGCUAGCAACAUGUUGGUCACUAUUCACUGCACUCUAUAUCCCUGAAAUAGGAAUGGAAGCCGCACCAUGCGGUGAUGACCUCAUGGAAUGGCUGAACACCAACUAUAUUGAACCGUCUACUGGCGAAGGCGAUCACCUCAGCAAGCUGGACAAGCCUUGGGAAGACGAGACGUUUUGGCCAUACCUGACGCGGGCAACCCUUCGUGGGCUUUCGAAAGCAACAGCGUUCUUCCUGGACGUUCUUUCUCAAAAUCAUCCGUCAGAUCACUUGCAACGCUUAGCGCAACGCCUCUCCCCACUCCUAACCGACCUCCCCCGACUCAACCAAUUCGAUGCUGAGAAAGACUUCGCGCUCGCAUCAAGGCGAUGGAAAGACAAAGUCAAGACGCUACGCAUCGAGCUGGACCGUGUUCCAGAAGAUGCACGAGACGACGGGUUCGACAACUGGUGGGACCGGCUCAGUGACAUCAUUGGUAUCCUUGAAGGUCGUGCCGAGGUGCUCAAGAGGGUUUGCGCAGAAUUGGGUGCCGAUUGGAAGGAGGUCUGUAUAGCAUGGACAAUUUUCGUAGACCCUCGGUUACGAAGACAUGAGCUCCCAGAUAUCGUUGUCGACAUUUUGGACGAAAUGCCACCGGAUCCUACCAACCUCGAAGAUUCAAUACAUUCAUCACUGUUCCUAGGCAAGCCCCACCAAGCGUUGGCUGAGGCGCAUCAGCUAGACCCGUGGCUUUCUGCACAUCUAGCGGAUGUCAUGGAAGCCAUCCGAUUGAUAGACAGUGAUAUUUCCGAUUCCGGACUGACCCUGCGGCAAUGGUACGUAGUGACCUACGCAGAGUAUCUUCACACAGAUCCCGGCCUGUGGCGCCUGACGGUCGGCUACUUGUGCUAUUGCGGUGAUAUCGGAAAGGAGAUGGCUGACGAGGUCUUGGUUCGAGUACCGCUGCAGCUUCAGCGCUUGUCGCGCAGAGACACAGAUGGGGUCGCCGCCGACGACAGCGCCAAAAUUCGCGAUGGUGACCUCGCGGGCGUGCUCAAAGACGUGCACACUUUGUGCUUCGAGCACCAGCGCGAAGGGACGCGCCGAGCGGUCUGCAGGAUCGCCGCCCAAAUCUUCCUCGACCAAAAAGAGUUCGGUCUCGCGGUGGCCUACGCAACCUCUGCAGAGGACUGGCCUGGUCUCGGACGCAUCGUCGACCGCGUACUCGAAGAAUAUUUCGCACAGAACCCCGCAAAUUUUGCGCGUCUGGUGGCCAAUAUCGCGCCGUCUCUCCAAACGCUGCGCGCUCAACAAGAGUCGAUAUCAAGCGGUGUGUUUGUCUACAGGCUGAUGUUCGCUGUGCGUCUCGCCGAGUUCCAUCAGCGACAGCUCAGCGGUGAGCUCCAUGAGGCCGCUUACGACAUCGUGGCCAUGUUACGAGAUGACGUCGCACCUAAGGCGUGGUGGGCCGUCAUCCUGUCCGAGUCUGUUGAGCUCCUGCAGAACGAAGAGAUGCUAUUCACGAGUGAAGACGCGUGUAUUCUGCUACGCAAGCUCGAGGAGAUUUGUACCAGGUCUGCACAGAAUGCAGGCUCUGAUUACCUACCCAUACUCGCGCGGACGACAAAGAGCAAGGAUGAGAAGGGGGCGCUACAGCGGCUGCAGAUCAUCCGCCUCGCGCUUGCCAAGUACUACGCGCGAUGUGGUGUCAUCGGCGUAGGAGGGAGAGUCGAGCCAAAUUCGGCGUAUUAGAGCCCGCAAUAUUGUCUCCAUAUGUUUUGCUAGCAUUGUUACAAGGCAAUCGUACACACUGCGAUGGUAGUCGAGCGCUCGGACAGACAAACGCCCCGCAUCCUCACCCAUCCCACUUCUCGUCCUCGUCCUCGUCUUCGAAAAGAAUGUACCGCUUCC